AACAUGAAAAUCAGGCGUGGGUUCAAGAUGCUUGCUUUCUCUGCAGAUGAGGCUGCAGGUUAAUUAACUGUUAGAAGUGUUCUUGUAGAUUAAUUUAAGCCUGUGAUUACAAUUGCAUACUAGUUUUGGCUGGGAUAGAGUUAAUUUUCUUCAUAGUAGCUUGUAUGGGUCUGUGUUUUGGAUUUGUGAUGAAAACAGUGUUGGUAACACAGGGAUGUCUUAGCUACUCCUGCGCAGUGCUUGCACAGUGCUAAGGGCUGUUCUGCUCCUCACUGUGCUCGGCCAGUGAACAGGCUGGGGGUGCAUAAAGAGUUGGGAGGGGACACAGCUGGGACAGCUGACCCAAACUGACCCAAGGGAUUUUCCAGACCGUAUGACGUCAUGCUUAGCAAUAAAACUGGGGGCCGCAGCCGGUGGAGGUUGGGAGAGGGGCUGCUGUUCAGGGACUGCCGGGGCAUCAGUCGGUUGGUGGGAAGGAGAACUGAGAUAUACUGCAGUAAGAAAAACAGUAUGAUGGAUUCAGAAGGUUCUGCCCCAACGAAUUCAAAGGAAUAUCUGAGCAAUGACAUAACGGCUACCUCUGGUAAACAUUAUCUUUGUGGCUACUGUGCGGCCUUCACAAAUAUAGCAGUCACUUUUCCUAUCCAGAAGGUCCUCUUUCGACAGCAGUUGUACGGUUUGAAAACAAAAGAUGCAGUACAUCAGCUGCAGAAGGACGGAAUUCGAAAUCUCUAUCGUGGCAUUCUUCCCCCAUUAAUGCAGAAAACGACAACGUUGGCUCUAAUGUUUGGCUUGUAUGAAGAUUUCUCCUCCCUGCUCCAUAGCCACACAAGUGCUCCUGAACUCCUCACUCGCAGCAUGGCAGCAGUGCUUGCAGGGACCACAGAAGCUAUUCUUACACCUUUUGAGCGAGUUCAGACUUUGCUUCAGGACUACAAACACCACGAUAAAUUUACAAACACUUACCAGGCUUUCAAGGUACUCAAAGUCUAUGGGAUGAGAGAAUAUUACCGGGGAUUGGUGCCUAUUCUGCUCCGAAAUGGACCCAGCAAUGCACUCUUCUUUGGCCUACGGGGACCUAUCAAACAGUGUCUGCCUGAAGCAACUUCCUACAGCACUCAUUUGGUCAAUGACUUUAUCUGUGGAGGGCUGUUGGGUGCCAUGCUAGGAUUCUUGUUUUUCCCAGUGAAUGUUGUAAAAACUCGCAUGCAAGCUCAAAUUGGUGGUGAAUUUCAAUCCUUCUCAAAAGUUUUCAUGAAGAUCUGGCUGGAACGUGAUAGAAAACUGAUCCACCUUUUCAGAGGAGCCCAUCUGAAUUACCAUCGUUCUGUCCUGUCCUGGGGCAUAAUCAAUGCAACCUACGAAUUCUUGCUAAAGGUGUUAUGAAAACCACUAUCUUCCUUCGGCUCGUCUGUUCAUUUGAGUAUUGGCAUGUAUGAUGUCACUUAAUCCCAGGGAACAGUGCCUGCGUAAUGUGAAAGGUAAUUAGUCUUGGCCUUCAAUAUUUAUGGGGUGAAUGGUGAUGCAUCUAAACCUUUGUGCAAUUAAGAUGACCUUCUUGAAGUAUUUUUGCUGGGAAGUGAGUUUACCCAUAAUAGAGCUACUAGACAAACACAAGGUUUAAAAAAAACAAAACAAAAAAACCCAACA
Molecule: messenger RNA, 1650 nt
Organism: Aquila chrysaetos chrysaetos
Lineage: Eukaryota; Metazoa; Chordata; Aves; Accipitriformes; Accipitridae
Gene: SLC25A51
Product: solute carrier family 25 member 51
Exons: 2
Coding region: 382-1386 (334 amino acids)
Source: RefSeq, a predicted model, not a curated record